CUGCAGCUUGCUGGCUCUCUCUUUCUCCCUCUCUGUCUCACUCUCUCUCUUUCUCUCCCUCUCCUAUCGGAGCACAAUGAAAGCCUGUGUAUCGCCGUGACUCGGGGCAGUGGAGCCAGUGGUCAGCAAAGCGGCUAACAACAGACGGGAAAGAGAAAGGAAAAUACAAGCUACUUUUCCCCCCAUCUAUAAAACGGAGCAAUACAAGAGAUAGAAGCACAUUGCUUAUUGCGAGUCCAGACCCUCAGAUCCACUGGCCGGGAUGGAAUGUACAAAAGUGGACAGAAAAGUGUCGGGACGUGACUCGGUGAAAUUUGCUGGAAGUUUGUAAGUUUGACCAUCGUUUGUAAAUUACUCUGGGAAGAGUUUGUCUCUCUUGAUACUGUAUUAGAAUAGAGCCGGGGUGAGGGACAGAAACGUAAGCGGGAGGGGGAAAAUGUGUUGAAGGAUCUUUCUCAGUGGCUAGUGACUUCAGACUGCCUUCAUUUAAGGCUAGGAAACCUUAGAGGGAAUUGAGGAUUUCACCGGUGAUUGGAUUAGCUGAAGAGAAAAGCAUGGUCCAAAAGUCCAGUUACUGACAUUGUUAACAAUUGAGAAGCCGUCUCCCUCUUUGGGGAGAAGACAUCCCACUGUCCCCAAAGAGGAGAAAACACCGGAGCGAAGGGAAAGGGAGGAGAAAUUAAAAGCCAAAAGACAGUCUUUCUUGAUUUUUUGCGUUUUCAAGACUGACUUCAAAAACCUUCUAAAACAGCAUUUAUUUCUUAACCUGAGGAAAAGUAAAGGCUGCGGGUUACAUAGACCGGGUAGCAAUGCGUUUCUCAACAGAAACAUCUCUGUAAAGAAUUUCUGUUACAACUAGGUGAGGGGGAGUCCAGCUCUCUAUUAAUACCUCUCUCGAUUCCCUUCCCUGGCUCUUUCUGUCUCUGGCUUGACAAUCCCUGAAUUCUUGCUCUAACCCCCACGUUGUAGGUUGACACAGUACCUAGUAGCUUUUGUCAGCUUGGUGGGGGCGGGGGGGGCCCACCAACUCUGUCCAACUUCUCUGGAGCUGUCAAAUGCAAUUAGAGUAAGUUGAUCAGGGUUCGUUUCCAACUUAUCCUCUGCAAUUGGUUUCUGUUCGUGUUCCUCAUCCUUUUACUGACGCCCCUCCCCCACACCUCCUCCACUGCACCCCCAACCUCUGAAGACCUCUAUUCAUGUGGCCCUGAACACUGAGCUCACAUUGUCAAAACAGAUUUUCCUGCAAUAGCCAGCAGUAGCCUCCUUCCACCUCACCAUCCCAGAGGCAGCAAUCAUUGUGUCCACCAAGAUGGGGGACACAGCGCCCCCACAGGCCCCCACAGGAGGGCUAGGAGGGGCCCCUGGGGCGGGGCUCCCUGGAGGGGGUUCAGUCACCCCAAGAGUGCACAGUGCCAUUGUGGAGCGCCUCCGGGCUCGGAUCGCCGUCUGCCGCCAGCACCACUUGAGCUGCGAAGGACGCUAUGAACGUGGUAGAGCUGAGAGCUCAGACCGGGAAAGAGAGAGCACCUUGCAGCUCCUGAGCCUCGUCCAGCAUGGCCAGGGGGCAAGGAAGACUGGCAAACACGCCAAGGCCACCGUGGCUGCUGCCACCACAGCAGCCCCUCCACCGCCCCCUGCUGCCCCGCCUAUAGCUUCCCAAGCAUCAGCUACAGCAGCCCCACCGCCCCCUCCAGACUAUCACCAUCACCACCAGCAGCACCUGCUGAACAGUAGCAAUAGUGGUGGCGGUAGUGGGAUCGAUGGAGAGCAGCAGCCACCAGCUUCGACCCCUGGAGACCAGAGGAACUCAGCCCUGAUUGCGCUCCAGGGUUCCUUGAAAAGAAAACAGAUAGUUAACCUGUCUCCUGUCAACAGCAAGAGGCCCAAUGGCUUUGUCGACAGCUCAUUCCUUGAUAUCAAAAGAAUCCGUGUUGGGGAGAACCUCUCCGCAGGACAAGGGGGCCUCCAAGUAAAUAACGGACAAAGUCAGAUUAUGUCAGCGACCUUGCCCAUGAGCCAAGCAACCCUGAGAAAGACUAACAACCUGCCUCCCCACACACACUCUCCCGGCAAUGGCAUGUUUAACAUGGGCUUAAAAGAAGUGAAGAAGGAGCCAGGAGAGACUCUGUCUUGCAGUAAGCACAUGGAUAACCAAAUGACCCAGGAGAAUAUUUUCCCUAACAGGUACGGAGAUGACUCUGGAGAGCAACUGAUGGAUCCUGAACUGCAAGAACUGUUCAAUGAACUGACCAACAUAUCUGUGCCUCCUAUGAGUGACCUUGAGCUGGAGAACAUGAUCAAUGCUACCAUAAAGCAGGAUGAUCCAUUUAGCAUUGACCUGGGUCAGCAAAGCCAGAGGAGCACUCCCAGGCCCUCCUUGCCUAUGGAGAAGACAGUGAUCAAAAGUGAAUACUCCCCUGGUCUGACCCAGGGUCCGUCGGGCUCUCCUCAGUUGAGGCCACCAUCAACUGGCCCUGCAUUCUCCAUGGCCAGCUCGGCUCUGUCCACUUCAUCCCCAGUUCCUGCUGUCCCUCAGAGCCAGGCUCAGCCUCAGACAGCCUCCGGAGCAAGCCGGGCCCUGCCAAGCUGGCAGGAAGUAUCCCACGCCCAACAGCUCAAACAGAUAGCUGCCAACCGUCAGCAGCAUGCCCGGAUGCAGCAGCACCAGCCUACUAACUGGUCAGCCUUGCCCUCUCCUGCUGGACCAUCUCCAGGUCCAUUUGGGCAGGAGAAAAUCCCCAGCCCUUCUUUUGGUCAGCAGCCAUUCAGCCCACAGAGCUCCCCCAUGCCUGGGGUAGCCAGCGGCAGCAGCCAGCCGAAAGUCAUGGCUAACUACAUGUAUAAGGCCAGCCCCUCGGCCCAGGGAGGGCACCUGGAUGCACUCAUGCAGCAGAAGCCUCAGGAUCUCAGUCGAAGUUUUAUUAACAGCUCGCAUACAGCCAUGGAGGCCCGUCUUGGCAACACCAAGCCUUUGUUCCAUUUUAACUCAGAUCAAGCAAACCAACAGAUGCCUUCUGUUUUGCCUUCUCAGAACAAGCCUUCUCUCCUACACUACACUCAGCAACAGCAGCAGCAGCCACAGAGCUCUAUUUCAGCUCAGCAGCAACAGCAGCAGCAGCAGCAGCAGCAGCAACGGCAACAACAGCAGCAGCAGCAACAGCAGCAGCAGCAGCAGCAGCAACAGCAGCAGCAGCAGCCACCACCGCCGCCCACCCAACCUCUGUCAAACCAGCCUUUGCUAAGGUCACCCUUGCCACUUCAGCAAAAGAUCCUGCUUCAGAAAAUGCAGAAUCAGCCCGUCACAGGACUGGGAUACCAAGUCUCCCAACAACACAGACAGAUGCCCCUUCCUGUUCAUGCGCAGUGCCAGACGCCCCAAACUCUUCAUCUAGUUUGCAACCAAGAGAACAAACUCAAAGAUCAACACUCUGUGGUAGGCCAGAACACAGGCCCCAGUCCAAGUCCCAACUCCUGUUCAAAUCCAAACACUGGAAGUGGUUACAUGAACUCCCAGCAAUCACUGUUGAAUCAGCAAUUGAUGGGAAAGAAACAGACUCUACAGAGGCAGAUCAUGGAGCAGAAACAGCAACUUCUCCUGCAGCAGCAGAUGCUGGUGGAUGCGGAGAAAAUUGCUCCACAGGAUCAGAUAAACAGACAUUUGACAAGGCCGCCCCCAGAUUACAAAGACCAAAGAAGAAAUGUGGGUAACAUGCAACCGACUGCUCAGUAUUCUGGUGGCUCGUCAACCGUGAGUUUAAACUCUAACCAGACUUUGGCAAACCCAGCUUCAACACAUAGCAUUUUAACUCCAAAUUCCAGCCUCAUGUCUACUUCCCAUGGAACGAGAAUGCCAUCGUUAUCCACAGCAGUUCAGAACAUAGGGAUGUAUGGAAGCAUGCCUUGCAACCAACCUGGCACAUACAGCAUCUCUUCAGGAAUGAAUCAGUUGACCCAGCAGAGGAAUCCAAACCAAUUGAUAACAAAUCAGAACAACCCUCUAAUGCCGCGGCCACCUAACUUAGGGCCAAGUAGUAAUAAUAAUGUGGCCGCUUUUGGAGCUGGUCCUGUUGGCAAUUCACCACAACUGAGACCAAAUUUAACCCAUACUAUGGCAAGCAUGCCAGCACAGAGAACGUCAAAUGUAAUGAUCACAUCCAACACAACAGCACCCAACUGGGCCUCCCAAGAAGCAGCAACCAAACAGCAGGAAGCCCUGAAGUCCACAGGAGUCCGCUUCCCCACAGGUGCACCUGCAGCCUAUACUCCAAACCAGUCGUUGCAACAAGCAGUGGGUAGCCAACAAUUUUCCCAGAGGGCAGUGGCUCCUCCUAACCAGAUAACACCAGCAGUGCAAAUGAGACCCAUAAACCAAAUGGGCCCGACAUUGAAUGGACAAACCAUAGGCUCACUCAGAAGUCUGAAUCUCAGACCCAGUCAGCUAAGCACACAGAUUUUACCCAGUUUGAACCAGUCAGGAACGGGGUUGAGUCAGUCAAGGACAGGCAUAAGCCAGCCACCAUCUCUGACACCUGGCAGUUUUCCUUCACCCAACCAAAGUUCAAGGGCUUUUCAAGGAACUGACCAUGGCAAUGACUUAGCUUUUGACUUUCUCAACCAACAGACUGAUAACAUGGGCCCUGCCCUAAACAGUGAUGCUGAUUUCAUUGAUUCUUUAUUGAAGACAGAGCCUGGUAAUGAUGACUGGAUGAAAGACAUCAAUCUUGAUGAAAUCUUGGGGAACAACUCCUAAAGGAGAAAAAGGAGACAAUUCACCAACUCCGAGCACUAAAAGGCAGUAUUUUACAAGGACUCCGGAAAGGCUAACUGUUGACUUUUAGUAGGACUACCUGAAGAUACCAUGGCUUAAAAGUGGAAAGCAGAAAGUAACUAUGGUAAUGAACAUUUUGGUCCAAAAUGCCCGUUUUAAAUCUCAAACCUGAAAGGAAAACCUUGGGAUCACUUUUCCCUGUCUAAACUCCGGACACAGUAUCCAACUUAUCCAAACAGAACUGUGAUGUUGAUGUGUAAUUAGCUGUGUAAAAUAGGCUCCCCAAGCUCCUUUUCUCCCUGAAAGAAAAGUAAUACAACUUUUAGCUUGUUUAAACUCCAUGUCAUGCAGAGGUAUUAGUUCCAAUUAACAAGCAAUGAAUUCCUUAAUUUGUUCUCAUAGAUACGUGUGGUUUCAUCUUUCCACUUUAUCUUUUCAUUUAGUUUUCCCAAAACUCCCUAGAUUGAAAUGUUACAGGUUCGUUUGGAGUAACCAAACACUGUCUAAGUAAAGAAAAGCUGGAGAAACUAGAGGACAUCUAGUGAAUUGUUGAACAUCUUCUCCAGAUUCACCGCUCACUUUUUCCGUUUUCCCACCUACCCUCUACUUCAGUAAGAUGCUGUAUUUAGUGAUGAGACAUGAAUGCAGAGCUGCCCACAACCAAUUUCCAUGUUUAUUUCCAAGUCUUAGUUGCAAUAACAACUUGUCUAAGUCAAACUGAAAUAUUACUGCACAUAUGUCUGGAUCAGAUUUCACUAUUUAAAAAAGAAAGCACCCCAUUGGACAUUGCUAUCAAGGAGCUUUAUUUGGCCACAAAUAACAUGGGGUGUUGUGUAUUAUAAUGGUCCCUGCUGGUUAGUUCCCGAGCUGAGUGAAAUUGGGUCUGGUCGUCCCUGAUUAUUUUGAUGACUAGAGACUGAUUGGUAAGAAAAGAAAGUUUGGAGGUCAAAACUGAGGUUAGAAGGUAUCAUGUUUCGGUUGAAGACAAGAAGCAAAAGAUCAGACCAGGGAUGGCGGGUAUGGGUGGGUGCAAGUCUACUUCGUAAGCUUUGAAGGAAAGCGUAAUUGAGAGAUAAAAUAAUCUGUCCUUAUUUGGACAUAUUGUAUGGGUAAAUAGCUACAUGGCGUGUGAUCUGUUAGUAGCAGCAGUCUAUUCAUUCUUCUGUCCCUAAAGUGAUGAAUCAUUGCCACGUGCUAAAUGGACCCUUUGUAUGCAGGUUUUCUCCCCCAGGGUUCGGCACUGUAUCACAGAAAGAGUUGGUGAGUCAUGUAGCCUCGGUGCCCACAAACAGAUCAGCUGUAGCAUGGGGAAACUGUGUGCUGAUUUGAGAUGGAUGCAAAAUAUCACUAUCAUUUUCCUCAUUACAGAGGAACACAGGUUAGCUUCAGCUUUUCAGUUACAGGUGUAUACUCACAUAUUCAAGUAUCAAAUGUAAUUUAACUGAAGUCGUUUAAUAACUAAAUCUUUAAGUAUCUGUUCUUAAA
Molecule: messenger RNA, 6253 nt
Organism: Artibeus jamaicensis (Jamaican fruit-eating bat)
Lineage: Eukaryota; Metazoa; Chordata; Mammalia; Chiroptera; Phyllostomidae
Gene: MAML2
Product: mastermind like transcriptional coactivator 2
Exons: 6
Coding region: 1310-4750 (1146 amino acids)
Biological process (GO): Notch signaling pathway; positive regulation of transcription of Notch receptor target
Cellular component (GO): nuclear speck; nucleoplasm
Molecular function (GO): transcription coactivator activity
Source: RefSeq, a predicted model, not a curated record